This is a messenger RNA of Gossypium raimondii (Peruvian cotton), 1128 nucleotides long. RefSeq lists its product as uncharacterized. Lineage: Eukaryota; Viridiplantae; Streptophyta; Magnoliopsida; Malvales; Malvaceae. Bases 1 to 1128 code for a protein of 375 amino acids. The record is from RefSeq and is a predicted model, not a curated record. The transcript has a single exon.
AUGCAAGAUGGGGCCUUAGAAGAAAGAUGGAUUGUAACUCUUCAGAAUCUUCAAGAGGAGGACAUUGAGUGGAGAGCUCAUUGGUUGCUGUCAGAUGAGAUAUUGUAUAGAUGUGGAGAUUUCGAUUGGGUUCCCCUACUUGGGAUUUGGGGAGCUAUUGGUUAUGCACCGUUACUGGUAUUGAGGCAGUAUAGAUCGAGGCAGUUCGUACCUACAACCCAAGGAUUAGCUCAAAGUGAGUUCUCGUACAAAUGUGAUGGCUACAAGAAAAAGAUUCGAGAAAUGACAAAUGCUUGGAGGCAGACUCAUCGAUUGAAGAGAUUGUCAGUAGGCCCGUCGAUGACUCCUGAAUAUAUCAGUUGGCUGGGUAGGAGGGUCAAUGAUAAUAUACCUGUACCAGGUCAAGGAGACAGCCAAUUAGUAGAAAAGCAUGUACAUAUGGUCCCUUCUGAGCUAGAAAUCAUAAAACAAGAUUUUGAAAGAAGAAAUUCUGAGCUUGAGAAGAAGAUAGGGCAAAUGGAAGAGGAAAAGAUGAGUCUGAAGCUGGAUGUGGAUGUUCAGAAGCUGGAAACCGAAGGCCUGAGGAAAGAAAAGCGCAAAUCUAAGGAAGAUUUGAAUAGCUUGAAGAUGGAUUAUAAGAGGCUACGUAUGUCAAUGAGAACUGCUGGAUUGGGAAAAACCUCAGAGCAGUGGCGUCAAGAAGUUCAAGAAGAAAAGGUCAAGGCUGAUAGGUGGGAAAAGAGAUUUCAGGAGGCUCAAAAGCAAAAUAAGUCUUUUGAGAGGAGUUUGUCCGAAAGCCAGAACGAAAAGGAUAAAUUAAAAGCUAGGGUGGCCGAACUGGAGGCGAUAUUACAAGACUAUGAAGCCAGAAUUGAACAUCUGGAAGCAAAUGAAGAUCAUCAAAAUGAACAGCUUCACUAUCUUCAGGAUCAAGUUGCAAGCAAGGAUCACAUCAUGGGAGAAGCUGUGGUUCAGAUUCAAGGGGUAGCUGAGCACCUGCAGACUUUGGCAGUACAAGCUGAUGUACUAAGUGUGAAGUAUGAAUCGGAAUCAGAACAGGGGCAAAAGUUGGCAUCAUUACUUAGGGAGAUUAAAGUUCUAAGUGUUAGGGCAAAGCCGUAUUUAUAG